This is a messenger RNA of Rhopalosiphum maidis (corn leaf aphid), 2067 nucleotides long. RefSeq names its product DNA replication factor Cdt1-like. Lineage: Eukaryota; Metazoa; Arthropoda; Insecta; Hemiptera; Aphididae. Gene Ontology annotation, cellular component: nucleus. The transcript has 10 exons. The coding region runs from base 86 to 1942 and encodes 618 amino acids. Gene Ontology annotation, molecular function: DNA binding; DNA polymerase binding. Gene Ontology annotation, biological process: regulation of DNA-templated DNA replication initiation; DNA replication checkpoint signaling; DNA replication preinitiation complex assembly. The record is from RefSeq and is a predicted model, not a curated record.
UUUUGAUUAUUCCCAUCACCAGCAACAAGCUACUUUAUAAACAGUAAACACUCCGCUGUAAAUAAACUCUAUAGUAUUCUUGUACAUGAAUAAACUUGUUAAACGUUUACAGUUUACAUGGGUUAUCAUCGUUAAUAUAUGCUAUUACAUAGUAAACAUGGAUACUCAAAAAACAUUGGAUACUUUCAUUAAAAGUAGAAAAAGGCCAACCAACGAAGAUGGUUUGCAUAAAAAGGAACUAUUAAACAAUACCAUUGGAAUAAAUAAACCAACUAGAAAAUUGUCAUUUGAUUGUACUGAGCAGCAAACGGUUAAAAAACAAAAGGUUGAUUCUGGUAUAAUAAAAAUAAUUGGUCAAGAUAAUCUAAAUGCUUCUGUUAAUAAUUUGGUCACUGAAAACGUUUUGGAGAAAAAAGAGACGGAAAAUAAGAAUGAAGUUCAUUCUGAAAGAGCAACAACUCCAGAACAAUCACCGUCAACUAAGGCUAAAUUACGUAAAGAAUUGGAUUUGGGUGAAUUUCGUAAAAUUGUUCGUCGUAAACACAACCUUAAGAAAUUGCAAGAAAAAUUAAGCUCAGUAGAACAAUCACAAGUUGAACUAAAGUCUGCUGAAUCUAAAGUCGAAGCUGCUAAAACUCAUUACUUAUCUUCAUUUAAAUCAGUUGAUCUCUUGGUUGAUACUAGCCCAGUAAAAGUCGGAUCAAGUCCUAUAAAACGUUCUCAACUCAAACCUACUGCUUUAUUUCUCACCCCAGCACAGUCAAUGCUUAGUCCAAGGAAAGUUAUGAUGACCACUCAAAUAACACAGCCCAAAGAAUAUGUUUCGCCUAGAAAGUUAUUAGAUGAAGUUGGAUCUCUUUUAGCUAUGUCACCAUCAAAACGCUAUUCUGCACUAGUUGAUUCUAAAACAUUGCCUUUGCCUUUGAAAUACCGUGUUUUAGACGAAUUAUUCAAAGCUUUAGAAACUGUAUCGUCUAUGAUGUUUACUAGAAAAGAAAAAAUAACAUUUAAUAAACUCAAACGUGGUAUUCAGCAAAUGACUAGAAAAAAUUUUACUGAAUUACACUUGGCACAAAUCAAAACUGUAGUACCAGAUUUUUUUAAAUAUGCAUUAGUAAAAUCACCAAAAGAAAAAUCUAGUUAUGAAUUAGUGAUAACUCCAAAUUAUGGCUCAGUAAAUGAAGAUAACAUUGACUUAAUUGAACAAACUACUCAGAGAAAAAAAACAUUUUCUAAUGCAUUACUUGACAUUUUGAAGGAGCAUCAUAAAGAAUAUUUGAGUAAGCUUAUUCCACCUAUUGUGAUUGACAAAGAUAAAAUAACCAGAUGGCAUCCUGAAUUUGAUGUAGAAACAGUAGAAGAUAUCAUUCCUUCAACGUUACCCAAAAUUGAAAUUAACAAACCAAAAAUAGUAACUGCAAAAGAUUUAUUGGAUAAAUCUCAUGCAUUGUUUGUUUACAAUAAUCGCUUAAACAGGACUCUUACAACAAUGAAUAAUGGAAAUAAAAAUUUAACUGAAAAAAAAUUUCCUACAACAGACGCAAAAAAUGCUUUAAAAGGAGCACUUAAAGGGAUUCCCAAUUCAUUUUUACUAAAGAUUCAGGAAAAGCAAGCAGAAAAAGCUAAAGAAUUGAUGACACGGUCGGUUGGUCAAUUAGAUGAAGAUAGAAUGAUGAAUAGAUUACCAGAUAUUGCAAGAAGGAUUCGUACCUAUUUUGUACAACUUCAAAGAAAUGUUAUGCCAUUCAAAAAAGUCAUUGGUCAGUUAAAGCAGAGUUAUCCUGAAGCUAUGACAGACCAGGAAUGGAAAGCGCAUUUAAAUCUUCUCCAAGAAAAAGUACCUCAUUGGAUUGUAUUAAAAAGCUUGGAUGGAAUUGAACACAUUCGAAUUGAUAAGAAAGUUGAAUUUGAAGAAACUGUAAUUAAAAUAUUAACAAAAUAAUAUUGUUUUAACAGACAUUAAUUUGUCUAAAAUUUGCUUUAGUUUUAUUUAUUUACAUUAUAUACUUUUAUUUCCAGCCAUUUAUUUUGAAAAAAAUUUUUUUUUUUUAUCAUGUAACCACCUGU